Molecule: messenger RNA, 1983 nt
Organism: Choloepus didactylus (southern two-toed sloth)
Lineage: Eukaryota; Metazoa; Chordata; Mammalia; Pilosa; Megalonychidae
Gene: SRPK3
Product: SRSF protein kinase 3
Exons: 8
Coding region: 399-1976 (525 amino acids)
Biological process (GO): spliceosomal complex assembly; regulation of mRNA processing; protein phosphorylation
Molecular function (GO): protein kinase activity; ATP binding
Source: RefSeq, a predicted model, not a curated record
UUAAGGUCUGAGACAGCGACCUCAGUGACCCCAAAAGAGAGACCAUCGUCCAGCUCAUCGAUGACUUCAGGAUCUCAGGGGUUAAUGGCGUCUGUAUCCUUUACAGCUUUUACAGCUGGGGCUACGGCCUCUUUCUUGACAGGCAGAGGGGCCCCAUGCGUGCCCUCCUAGCUUCCCAGGCCUCGGUUGGCUGAUACACACAAUAGGGACUGGCCCCUUCUGGUGCUGCUAGUCUAUGAAACAGCCCUAUCCCUUUGGGGAUUUCUGUUUACGGGGGUGCAUAGGGGGUGGCGGUGGGUCACCAAGCUGCCCGGGGAUUACCUGUGGGCACAAAUGCCACAGGCCACGUCUGUGGCAGUGCCUUCCCUUUGGCUUAGGAGCGGGGCUGCCCUCUCUCCAUGAUGACCACCAAAUGUGUCAUCCCAAGGGGCAUAGCCCCAAGAGUGACAAGGGAUGCCCUAGAUCAUUGUGCCAGGCCCCGCCGGCUGCCCGCCCCCAGUGCCCUUCACUUGCCGGCCCCAGACGUGUGCAUGGUGCUGGAGGUCCUGGGCCACCAGCUCCUCAAGUGUAUCAUCAAGUCCAACUACCAGGGCCUGCCCGUGCCCUGUGUGAAGAGUAUUGUACGGCAGGUGAGUGCUGUCGGCUGCAGGCCGCCCUGGGCCACUGGGCCAGGCUGGGGGAGUUCGGGCAUGGCUCUUCCCAGGUGCUGCGCGGCCUGGACUACCUCCACACCAAGUGCAAGGUCAUCCACACCAACAUCAAGCCUGAGAACAUCCCGGUGUGUGCGGGCGAUGCCUAUAUCCGGCGCCUGGCCGCUGAAGCCACGGCGUGGCAGCAGUGAGGGGCCCCGGUGCCCUCCCGGUCCACAGUCAGCACUGCCCCCCAGGAAGUUUGGACGGGGAAGCUGUCCAAAAACAAGAGGAAGAAGAUCAAGCGUAAACAGGAACAGCAGAAGUGGCUGCGGGACCUGCAGAGGCUGGAGACCAUGGAGGCCGCAGCCCAGGCCGAGGACGCCAGCCCAAAACUGGAGGAGGGCAGCGGCUCCACCGCUUCUUCAGGCUGCCACACUGGGGGGGCCGGGGCGGGCCCCUCCCCAGCCUCCUCAUUGCCCGCCCCUGGGGGCGAGCACAGCCUCAGCCCCGGCUCCCAGACCUCAGGCUUCUCAGGCUCCCUUUUCUCCGCGGCCUCCUGCUCCAUCCUCUUGGGAUCGUCCAAUGGGAAACUGGAGGCCUCCUCUCCCCCAGCACCCCGUUUGGUGCCUUAAACCUCCUGGUGAAUCCCCUGGAGCCCCAAAAUGCAGACAAGAUCAAGGUCAAGAUCGCGGACCUGGGCAACGCCUGCUGGGUGGCCCCGCUUGUCCCCAGCACAAGCACUUUACGGAGGACAUUCAAACGUGGCAGUACCGGGUCGUGGAGGUCCUGAUUGGCGCCGAGUAUGGCCUGCCAGCAGACAUCUGGAGCACUGCAUGCAUGGCCUUCGAGCUGGCUACUGGCGACUACCUGUUUGAGCCUUACUCUGGAGAGGACUACAGCCACGACAAGCGUAGGUGGAGGCAGGCCCUGCUCCUGGCUGCUGGCCCUCUGACUGCUGCCUGGGCCCCUGACAUGCUUUCUGCCCACAUCGUGGAGCUCCUGGGAGACAUCCCCCCCGCUUUCGCCCUCUCGGGCUGCUAUUCCCAAGAGUUCUUCAACCGGAGAGCUGCGCCACAUCCACAACCUCAAGCACUGGGGUCUGUACGAGGUGCUCAUGGAGAAGUACGAGUGGCCCCUGGAGCAGGCCACGCAGUUCAGCGCCUUCCUGCUGCCCACGACGGAGUACAUCCCCGAGAAGCUGGCCAGCGCUGCCGAAUGCCUCCAGCACCUGUGGCUCAACCCCUAGGGCCUGCCGCCGUAGCAGGCGGCACCCCAGUUCUCCGUCCCUCAGAAGUUUGUCUGUGUCCCCAGGCCCCAUGUGUUUCUGUUCUUAAUAAAGUCUGAACGUGAA